Messenger RNA from Pogonomyrmex barbatus (red harvester ant), 960 nucleotides. RefSeq lists its product as uncharacterized. The record is from RefSeq and is a predicted model, not a curated record. NCBI's taxonomy places the organism in Eukaryota, Metazoa, Arthropoda, Insecta, Hymenoptera, Formicidae.
CAAGAAAGGCCAUUACGAAAAUUUUUAUAUACCUAUAGCAAAUUCUUUUAUAAAAGUAUCUAACUAAUUACUUUAUCUUAUCUAUACACAAUGGCCCCAGUUACAAUAUUAUUAUGGAACUGUAGAGGGAUUAGAAAUAAAAAAGAAUUGGCCAUGAGAAUAAGAAAUUAUGACAUCGCGGUUAUAACUGAAACUAAACAGCCAAAAAAUGUUCCAAUCUAUUUUUCAGGAUAUAAAACAUAUCGAUCGAAUAACCUUGAUAAUAAGGGAGGAAUAGCUAUUGUGAUACACAACAGACUAGAAUUUGAGGUUCUAAAGUGCCAAGAGGAUAUACACGAGUCAGUAGAAAGGUUAGGUAUUACGAUAAAGAAUGUUUCAGGAAAAGUUAACAUAGUCGCGGUAUAUAGGAGACCAGGUACUAGAUUGGACAAACCCAUAUGGCGGAAAAUACUCACUAACAACGGAAAUACACAUAAAACAUAUUAUGUUGGAGACUUUAACGCAUAUAAUACUAUAUGGAACUGCGGAGAUACAGAUAGAAAUGGUGAAAAUAUAAGCGAGAUAAUGAAUGAAAAGGAUUUGGAUCAUCGGAGGAUCUAGACAAUAUAAGAAUACCAAUUGCUGGACUCGUGGGGUUCGGACCACUAUCCAAUAAUAAUGGAAAUGGAUUUUGAAAUCACAAAUUACAUCAAAAAGACAAACAGAAUUUCAUCAAGAAAAACGAAAUGGGAUAAUUAUAGAAGAAAGGUUACGGAAAUCUGGGAAAAGGCAAGGAAAGAGUUAAGGUUGGAUUCAGGAGAUAGGGACAUACGGAUAAGAUACAAUUUACUAUGUGAAAGCAUGAAAAUGGCUAUAGAAGAGAUCACUCCAAGGAGAAGAGGCAAGGAGAAAGAAUACAAAAAUAAUAAAAUAAAAAGAAAAAGAUCCCUCCCAGUUAAAUGGUGGGACGGGGAAUGUGAA